UUGGUGAUCAUUUGUAUCUAAAGGCGUUUGGUGAUCAAAAGUAUCUUUUUUUGGUGAUCAAGACAAUUGACACCCUUUAUUCUUCUUUUCCAAUAAACAAGUCUUCGCGGCAAGAAAUGUUUUGGUGACUUUUAGUAUUUAUAUUUUUUUGAAGAAAUCAUGGUGUUUGUACGUCCUUGAACAACAUUUAGCAGUCAACCACGUUAAACCAAUUUUUCUAUCGAAUAUGAACAAAGUUUCUAUUGUGCAUUUUCAAAAAAAUAGUCUUAUUUAUUUGAUUGAUAACACAGACGUAAAUUUGAGUGAAAAAAAUAUUAUCAAAUAUUAAUAUAAAUUACAAAAUCAACAUCGAAAUCCAUUCAUGUCCAAUUAUUUGAUUUAUUGACCUUGACAAAACCAUCUUCUGUCAAACUCUCGAGUAACUUUUCAUAAAAGUGAAUUGUUUCAACGAAUUUAAUCGUAAAAAUACAUCAAGAGAUCUUUUAUGACUUAAGUUUUUUUAUGGAAGAUUUUACGACAAGUUUAUUAGCAUUUCUUCAAACGAAACUCAUUUCUACUUAUUGUUGCUUAUAAUAAAGAUUAGAGUUGUCGUUUUAAAGGUAGCAAGAAUAAGGGUAACGAAAAGAAUUGCAUAAUUUCAUCUAAUAUUUAAAAGACGACAGUAGUUUUUCGAAUGGCAUGGAAUUCUGUUGAAAAAUGUAAACGAUGUUCUAAAACUGUGUAUAUAGCAGAAAAGGUUAGAGCUGCUGGUCAAUCAUGGCAUAUACUUUGCUUUAAAUGCGGUGAGUACGGAUUAAUAGAUUGUCAAAUCCCAGUAUCAACUAACAUUUUUGAUUUAGGUUUGUGUAAUAAACAUUUAGAUUUGAAAACAAUGACUGAGCACAAUGAAGAUGUUCUUUGUAAAAAGUGUUACGAGCAAUAUCUUGAUUCAAUAGAACAAACAAUAUCAGCAACACAAAUUUCAACUGAAAUUUAUAAUUUUGACAAGAUAUUACCAAGAAUAUUAGAACAAGACGAAAGACGAGAACGAAAUCUGUAA
This is a messenger RNA of Didymodactylos carnosus, 1039 nucleotides long. The record is from the annotation of a GenBank genome assembly. Lineage: Eukaryota; Metazoa; Rotifera; Eurotatoria; Philodinida; Philodinidae.